CUUACACCCACUGACCUGAACGUUCCGAACAAUCCUGCUGCGAGAAACCUAAUUGAAUCAGGUGUCUUCCAUGACAAUCCACCAAUAACAGCAUUCGGGAAGUGUACCAUCCAAUUGACAGCUCGUGCGAUGGCCAAUCGUGGGGUGAAAUCGAAGAGACUGAUAUGCUCUCCUACACUUCGAUGUAUUCAGACUGCCGAAGCGUUGGCCAAUUUCCUAAAGGCCAAAAUAGUGAUAGAGCCAGGACUUUUGGAACCAUUAGCGUGGUAUCGUGCUACGUCUCAGACAUUGCCCGACUUUCAUCUGGAUUUACUAUCCAAGUUAUACCCAAUAGAUACUAAUUAUACCCCUCAAUAUAAACUGGAUCAGCUACUCGAGAAUUUCGAUAGGGAACAAGAAAAGGAAGGAGUAGCUCGUAUCAAUAACGUUCUACGCUCACUCGCGCAAGAAAGUCGCGAAGAGCCUUUGAUUUUUGUUGCUCACGCUAUUACUCUUGCGGAAGCUGCCUCUCUAGCGACUUCAAAUUCUUACACAGACAAGAUGGAGGGAGGGGAAAUCAUUGACAGGAUUGGUUUGGGAGUGAGAUUCCCACCAGGUAGCUUGGUAGCAAUCCAGUGCAAAGGAGAGGGACAGUCGUCGUCCUAUGAUCUGUGCCCUGGUGUCGUACCACCGCUUUCCUACGGAGAGUUUUAUACGAAUCAACCAGUUUUUGAAGCUACUGCAUAA
Haemonchus placei is the source of this 726-nucleotide messenger RNA. Lineage: Eukaryota; Metazoa; Nematoda; Chromadorea; Rhabditida; Trichostrongylidae. The record is from the annotation of a GenBank genome assembly.